Messenger RNA from Cordyceps fumosorosea ARSEF 2679, 2550 nucleotides. RefSeq names its product DNA ligase (Polydeoxyribonucleotide synthase). The record is from RefSeq and is a predicted model, not a curated record. Bases 1 to 2550 code for a protein of 849 amino acids. Gene Ontology annotation, molecular function: DNA binding; DNA ligase (ATP) activity; ATP binding. The transcript is spliced from 5 exons. Gene Ontology annotation, cellular component: nucleus; mitochondrion. NCBI's taxonomy places the organism in Eukaryota, Fungi, Ascomycota, Sordariomycetes, Hypocreales, Cordycipitaceae. Gene Ontology annotation, biological process: DNA recombination; DNA biosynthetic process; Okazaki fragment processing involved in mitotic DNA replication.
AUGGCGCCCAAGCAGGCCACUUUGGGCAAGUUCUUCGGCGCUAAAUCGGACGGGCCAGCUCGGCAAUCCAAGCUUGCUUUCUCAACAAAGCCCAAGACCGAGACUGAAUCUGCCGAUGGUGGCUCGAGCACAAAGGAGAAUACAGAUCCAGAUGCUGACUCGAAAAAGCGCAUUCGAUUAGCCUCAAGUAGCGACUCCAAAGCAUCGAUCAAGAAGGAUGAGGACGAAGACAGCGCACCCGUCGCAAAGCGCCCACGACGCAGCCGCGUUAAAAUCGAAGACGAUGACGAGGAUAUUGUCCCUACAACGGAGCCAAUCAAGAAAGAAGAACAGAUGGACUCGCCAGUCAAAGUCGAAUCCUCUGCUGAGCCUAGUCCUGAGCCGCCCGCGAAGAAAGAAAAUGGCGUCGACCAGGACUUCAAGGAGGAGGCCGCUGCGGAGUCUGGCUCAGACGUUGAGGGCGAUCUAGAGGAAAAGCCUGAAGUUGCUGCAAAGGCGCGCAAACUGGCUCAAACGAAACUCAGCUCCAAGACCAAGGAUCCAUACCCGGACUGGAAACCUGGGGCUCCCGUCCCGUACGCUGCGUUAUGCACUACCUUCUCUCUCAUUGAGAUGACGACUAAGCGGUUAAUUAUCAUGGAGCACUGCGCGCUUUUCUUACGCCAAGUCAUGCGUCUCACCCCUGAUGACCUCCUUCCUACAGUCUUGCUCAUGAUCAACAAGUUGGCCCCCGACUAUGCUGGUAUUGAACUUGGUAUCGGCGAGUCAUUGAUCAUGAAGGCCAUCGGCGAGUCGACUGGACGAAGUCUGCAAGUUAUCAAGGCUGAUCAAAAAGAAAUUGGCGAUCUCGGCCUCGUCGCUUUGAAGAGCAGAUCGACACAACCAACCAUGUUCAAGCCGAAGCCACUGACGGUUCGCGGCGUCCAUCAGGGUUUGAUGGGCAUUGCCACCGUCACUGGAAAUGGAGCGCAGGGCCGCAAGGUUGAUGGUAUCAAGAAGCUUCUUUCUGCGUCUGAUGCACACACCAGGGGCAAGGUUGACAUUACCCAAGACAAAGGUGGCCCGAGCGAAGCCAAGUAUAUCAUUCGGUUCCUUGAAGGAAAGCUUCGGUUGGGUCUGGCAGAAAAGACUGUUCUAGUAUCUCUUGCGCAGGCCGUUGUUUGCCACGAUGCUGACCAGCGCGGCAAGCUGCCAAGCACAGCGGACAUGGAGAAGGGUGAGAGUAUUCUCAAGACAGUCUACAGCGAACUUCCCAGCUACGACGUCAUCAUCCCUGCCAUGCUCUCCCAUGGUAUUCUCAACCUGCGUGACCAAUGCAAGUUACAGCCUGGUGUACCACUGAAGCCCAUGUUGGCAAAGCCUACAAAAGCCAUCACUGAAGUUCUUGAUCGCUUCGAGGGUCAGACAUUCACGUGUGAAUACAAGUACGACGGCGAGCGUGCUCAAAUCCAUUACGUUGCCAAUGACGCCCCUCAAGAACUCAGCCAGGCCGCACCUGGCGCCCACAAAGAAGCAGCGAAGGGAGUGGCCAGCAUCUUCUCUCGCAAUUCGGAAGACCUGUCCAAGAAGUAUCCAGACAUUCUCGCCAAGCUCCAUAGCUGGGUCAAGGAGGAUACCAAGAGCUUUGUUCUCGACUGCGAGACCGUCGCGUGGGACACGGUAGAAAAGACGGUGCUGCCUUUCCAGCAGCUCAUGGCGAGAAAGAAGAAGGAUGUCAAAGUGGAGGAUGUCAAGGUCAAGGUCUGCGUCUUUGCCUUUGACCUACUCUACCUAAACGGACAACCUGUUGUGGAAAAGUCACUGCGCGAACGGAGAGCGCUUCUGGAACAGGCAUUUGUGCCUGUAGAGGGCGAGUUCGCCUUUGCCACUUCGAUGAACGGCCAGGAGCUUGACGAGAUUCAAGUAUUCCUGGACGAAAGCGUCAAGGCUUCCUGCGAAGGUCUCAUGGUUAAGAUGUUGGAUGGCACGGAGAGUGGAUAUGAGCCCAGUAAGAGAAGUCGAAAUUGGCUCAAGAUCAAGAAGGACUACCUAGCCGGUGUCGGCGACUCGCUGGAUCUCGUCGUCCUCGGCGCGUACCACGGCCGCGGCAAGCGCACCUCCGUCUACGGCGCGUUCCUCCUCGCCUGCUACAACCCCAACUCGGACACGUACGAGACGGUGUGCAACAUCGGCACCGGCUUCUCCGAGCAGGUCCUCGAGGAGCUACACGCCUCGCUGUCCGCCCUCGUCAUCGACCGGCCCAAGCCCUUCUACGCCCACUCGGCCGGCAACCAGCACCAGCCCGACGUCUGGUUCGAGCCCCAGCACGUCUGGGAGGUCCGCACGGCUGACCUCACCCUCAGCCCGCGCUACAAGGCCGGCUGCGGUGAGGGCGUCGACCCGGCCGGCGGCAAGGGCAUCAGCCUCCGCUUCCCCCGCUUCAUCAAGAUCCGCGACGAUAAGAAGCCCGACGAGGCCACGUCCAGCAGGCAGGUGGCGGAGAUGUACCGCAAGCAGGAGAGCGUGACCAAGAACAAGGGGCCGGCUGUGGACGAUGACUUCGAGUAUUGA